This is a messenger RNA of Cladophialophora immunda, 2257 nucleotides long. RefSeq lists its product as uncharacterized. The transcript is spliced from 3 exons. NCBI's taxonomy places the organism in Eukaryota, Fungi, Ascomycota, Eurotiomycetes, Chaetothyriales, Herpotrichiellaceae. Gene Ontology annotation, cellular component: cytosol. The record is from RefSeq and is a predicted model, not a curated record. Gene Ontology annotation, biological process: cellular response to L-arginine; regulation of intracellular signal transduction. Bases 359 to 1777 code for a protein of 472 amino acids.
GUCCAACCUCAACAAUUUUUGGGCAGACAAACCACCAUGGCGGUUGUAAUUGUGACUCUGUAUCGCUCUCCCUCGAUUGUCAAGUGAAGACCCAUCCGCGGCUGGCGCUGGCCAAGGCAAGUCGAAGCCAACACGAAGUUGCCUUUUGGUCUCUUCUCCAAGUCCAAGAAGGGAUAUUGGAUCCUGAGAAAGCCCCGAAAGAAGGCUCCGCCACUUCGAGGCUCCAUUGGACUAGACAUCACACACAACAAGGCCCGAGCCUGAUACUUUGACCGGUUGCCUACGACCUGUCGCCAUCGCUCUCAUUCCCCCCCCAGAAGUCACGGAAUACUAGAGUCUACUAGAGUCAACAUCAAACAUGACGGACUCGAUGAACCUGAUCUCAGCGCAGAUAUCAUUCUUGGAAGCACAUCUCGCUCUAAUCCAUAUCCCUAUCGAACUGUAUGCCUUAUCCCUCCAGCCUAUUCUCCGGCUUCUGUUCGGGGAAGACCACGACGAGGACGCCGCAAAGAUUUCUUGGACCAACCGCCAUGAUUUUCUCAAUGUCUCCAUCACUGCAAUCGAAUGCUCCAUUAUAUGCUCGCGACAUCUUGCAGACCGGUUCGUGCGCCCGGUAGCCGAGGUCCUCAACAGCUUGUACGCCAGCAACAAGAAGGGCAAGUCGAAGGGGGAAAUCCAAAUCUGGAACGAAGACUAUACAGUCAUUCAAGUCGACGGACAGGGCCUUGACGCUGGUCAGAGAGUGCUGGAGUUGACGUCGCCACUAGCCAUGGCUGGAAUAAGCAUUUUCUUCAUCACGACCUAUUUCUCCGACUACAUCCUUGUUCCCUUCCGGUCACGAGGCACCGUCACCAGAGCCCUCCAACAGCGGGGGUUCGUCUUCUCCAAGGCCGCCGACGCCUUCGUGUCACAACUUUCACCAGCAUCUCCCACCUUGCUUCAAGGCGGUGCGAGACCAUCGCCCUCACCGUUCUACGACAACUCGGCGCCCACCACGCCGCCGGCCAAAGACAUCCCCGAACUCCAGCUCCGCACGUUCAGGAAGCUCAAGCGGAACAACAUCACGCCCUUUGUCGACGGUAACAUCCGUCUGGCAAACUGCGCCGGCAGCCGCGAGUACAACAAGGCGAGUGAAGAGCGGCUCAAGAACGACCUCCUGCAGGUCCUGCUCGCCACGGCGGCGCCCACCAGCACGAGCACGAGCACGAGCAUCUCCAGACAGCCGGCCAUGAUCUCGCCGACCGGGCUGAGCCUGGGCCUUGGCGGCAGCAGCAGCAGCACUCCAACACCCCUGGCGGCGCCGUCGGCUGAGUUGGACUUUGGCGCCAAAUUCCUCUCCCUGACCAUCACCGCGGGCGAACCCAUCUCGAUCCUCCUGGAGCACCGACUGCUCGACCGCCUGGGUGGGUCCCUGCUGGGCGCCAAAUCCGACGACGACGCCCUGGUCCCCAUCACGCUCGACCUGCGCGACCUCCCACUCGACGCCACGGGCAUCGUCUGCGGCGUGGCCGGCCGGCUGGCCCAAGGCAGCACCGACCUCCCGGACGAAGAGGUCGUUCUGGGCUUCAACCCGCCCGGCCCAAGCGGCAGCACGACGACGGCGACGACACCCGCGAUGGCCGAGGCUGGGACCCGUGCUCACGACGAGCCCGUCGAGAUCUCCUUCCUCAGCACCGCCCGAGCCGGCACCGUCAUCGUCCGCGCCUCUCAGCUCCACAAGGCGCUCGAGGCGCUCGACUACGGGAUGAAGAGGGUCGGAGAUGCGGAUCGACCGUGAGCGCGAGCGUGUGCGUGCGUGAAUGUGGAUUGGAUGGUUACGACUGGUUCGUUCCGUCCUCUCCAGGAGAGCCACUAAUCUGAGCCCACAAGGGAGGGUGAGGGCGAGCGCUUGAGAGAGACUGAGGCCAGUGAGUUCGAGGAGGAAAAACCCAAGCCAGGAUUGUUGCCGCCCUGAGCACCAUGGCUCAUGAUCUGCAUUAACUCCGGAGGACGAAAGAAAAAGGGCAUUCAGCACAUGGAAGAAGGCAUCGGAAGGGAACGAGACAAGCGUCUUGCUCGUCGCUCGUCGUCCAGCAGGCAUGGGAUGAUGCGACCGGGAUCUUUCGACGCGGCGGAAAAAGUUAUUUCUACCUUUUCUAUUAUAUCUCUCUUUCUCUCCCUUGGUAUUUAGUCCCCCUUUUCCUGACGUCCUUGAGACGAAAGGGUGUUUGGAAGGACUCAAAAAAGCUUUCAGACAGUAUAAACACCAAUACCUGCG